AUGGCCGAACAGAUGUUCACCGUCCGCGACGUGCUGUACAUGUACAGCGACGCCCGCACCGCCUACGACCGCUUCGUCGGCAUCGGCAGCAACCCGGAGCAGGCGCGCAACGCGGUGGCGCUGCUGGUGUGGCUGGACCAGUGCAACGUCCGAGCCAUCCAGCACCUCCCAGGGCUGAGCCCCACCGUCGUCAGCCUCGUCGCCGCGGAGGCCAACUCGGUGUUGGACUGCCUCCGCGGGCCGGAGCCCGUAGUGCCGGCCAUCCCGCUCAUCUCCGCGCUCUGCAAGGACGGCGAUGUGGACCCGCGCUUUUUCACAUUCCACCAGGACCUGGUGGUGCGUGGUGUCGCAGACAUCCUAGACGGUGUCGGCUCGCUCAUCUUCAAUAACCACCUCAACAAGAUGCUCCGCCGCUACCAGACCGGCCUAGUCGGCAACCCGCCGGAGCUGAUGGCGGCCUAUAGCUGCCUCUCCGUCGCCGUGCCGGAGGACUGCCGCUCCAUGUUCAUCACCUUCUCCAGGGGAGCGCCAAUCGACCGUGAAGAGAUCUUCGACUACUUCAGGCAGAAGUGGGGCGACUGCGUGGUGCGUGUCCUGAUGGAGAAGACAGCGGGAGGCUCACAGCCAAUGUACGGGCGAAUCAUCUUCCGGAGCGAGGCAUUUGUGCAGCUGGUGCUCAACGGAGAGCGUCUCGUCAAGAUCUCCAUCCGCCAUCGCCAGAUCUGGCUCCGCAAGUAUGUCCCAAGGCCGGCUGCCACCCAGAACCAGAAUUAA
This is a messenger RNA of Oryza sativa Japonica Group (Japanese rice), 774 nucleotides long. RefSeq lists its product as uncharacterized. The record is from RefSeq and is a predicted model, not a curated record. Lineage: Eukaryota; Viridiplantae; Streptophyta; Magnoliopsida; Poales; Poaceae.